Molecule: messenger RNA, 2267 nt
Organism: Gadus macrocephalus (Pacific cod)
Lineage: Eukaryota; Metazoa; Chordata; Actinopteri; Gadiformes; Gadidae
Product: mucin-13-like
Exons: 12
Coding region: 143-2071 (642 amino acids)
Biological process (GO): cell-cell junction assembly
Source: RefSeq, a predicted model, not a curated record
UCCAGCGGACAACACCUGCUUCGUCUUCCUCUCACUACUGCUCGCUUAGCGUCGUCUGUUCUCAGCUGGCUCCUCUACACUUGUGCGGCUCGCUCAGCGUCUUCUGUUCUCACCUUGCCCCCCUGCGCUCGUGCUGGCCAAAAUGGCGCGAUUUAAGGGUUGUGCGUUCUUCGUUGUGUUUUUGCUUUUGGUAGCCGGGUGCCAAACAGAAGUCCCCACCACCACUACAGGUGUCCCCACCACCACUCCAGAAGUCCCCACCACCACUACAGGUGUCCCCACCACCAUUCCAGGUGUCCCCACCACCACUACAGGUGUCCCCACCACCACUCCAGAAGUCCCCACCACCACUACAGGUGUCCCCACCACCAUUCCAGGUGUCUCCACCACCCCUCCAGGUGUCCCCACCACCACUCCAGAAGUCUCCACCACCACUCCAGGUGUCCCCACCACCACUCCAGAAGUCCCCACCACCACUCCAGGUGUCCCCACCACCACUCCAGAAGUCCCCACCACCACUACAGGUGUCCCCACCACCAUUCCAGGUGUCUCCACCACCCCUCCAGGUGUCCCCACCACCACUCCAGAAGUCUCCACCACCACUCCAGGUGUCCCCACCACCACUCCAGAAGUCCCCACCACCACUCCAGAAGUCCCCACCACCACUCCAGGUGUCCCCACCACCACUCCAGAAGUCCCCACCACCACUACAGGUGUCCCCACCACCACUCCAGACGUCACCACCAUCACUCCAGACGUCACCACUGCCCCGCCUUCCACCUCUGAUCCAUGUAACAAGAAUCCCUGCGGUGGUGGGAGUACUUGCCAGAGACGAUUUAAUGAAACCUACACCUGCCUGUGCUUGGUGGGAAUGAAUUACGAUGAGAAUGAAAGGCAGUGUGCAGAUGCCAAGGUGUUCCCUGGCAAACUUGAACUAUUGCUGCCAUGGGAUAAACAGCUGAAAAUUAAAACAUCAGAAUGCUUCAAAAAACAAUCCGAAUACAUUAUUGCUAUGCUCAACAAAACCUUCAAAGAUCUGGAUGUAACGUACCUUAAGAGUACAGUAUUGGAGUUCAAUCCUAGUGAAUCUGUCGAGAUGAACCUGAGGAAAAACAAAAAUACAACAGCAACUGUGGAAAACCUCUUUCAACUCAGUUCUAACGCUAACGACAGUUGGGUUAGAGACACAGUGUUGAAAGCUAUAGAAAAUGACACACUGAUCGCAUCAUUCAAUGCUAUAAAUUUGUGUGAUCGAAAUGCCUGUGAUAAAGCGACUACAAAUUGUAAAACAGGCGACGAAGGAUCAUUCAACUGUUCUUGUGUUCCUGGUUAUCUCGCUUCUAAAUUCAGCACCAGAGCAUGUUUUGCUUGUCCCAGUGGAGAGAGGCCCUACAAUGAUACUCAUUGUUAUCCUUGUGCCUUCGGAAAAUCUGGAUUUAACUGUGAAGAAUCCUGGCAACUGGCACUGGUGAUCGUUGGGUCGGUCUUGGGAGGUCUGCUCUUCCUCAUGGCCAUUGUUGUAGGUGUGUUGUCAUGCAGGCCUUCAAGGAAGAGCAGCAAGAAGACGUCGGGCACGGAGGAGGACGCGGCUACAUACUACAGCCACUCCCUUGCCAAGGCGCCGCUCAUAAACCCCAAUGGACCUAUGCCGGUCGCCGCAAACGGGUUCCCCAAGAUACCAAGGGCCACAUCCACCAGGGACCCACUUGGAGGGGGCCGCAUGGAGAUGACCCCCAAUAACAGCCAGCUCAUCGCUGGUCCGAGGGCCGGCCAUGCAGCGCCCCACGUUCAGAACCGAGACCCCUAUGAGCAGAACCGAGCGACGACCAACCCCUACGUUCAGAACCGGGAACCCUAUGAGCAGAACCAAGCGACAACCAACCCCUACGUUCAGAACCGGGACCCCUAUGAGCAGAACCGAGCGACGACCAACCCCUACGUUCAGAACCGGGACCCCUAUGAGCAGAACCGAGCCAUGAACAACCCCUACGUUCAGAACCAGGCUUAUAACAAUAAGAAGCGAGGAUACACAAAUUCAAACUACAUGCACGACGAUGAGAGAAGCUAUUAAUGAGGCAUCUAUGAGCCGGCCCCUGCCCUCCAGCUGAUACGAGGAACAGCACACCUGACGGCACACGUUCAGCUGCUUGCUUAUUUAUUAAUUCAUGGUUUUAAAAUUAAAAUGAAGUGAGAAUGAAUUUGCUUGAAAUUCAGUGCCAAAAUGUAUUUGGUAUUCAGUGUAACUAAAUAUAAAUUGUUUUACCUUA